CCUUACGGGUCAGUGACCACCACUGUUAGAAGCUGGCAGCGUGAAACGUCAUCAUCCACUAAACGUAUGCUCACCACCGUCCACUACAAGAGGAGCAUCUAGGAACUUAAGAGGCUACGCAAGAGUCACGCCAUGAAGAUGACAUGUCUUUUCGUCUUGGCUUCUGUCCUGGUCUGCAACUUGAAGAUGGUGUGCAAAGGACAGAGCAUCUCCGCUGAAGAGGAGCCGGACCAGAGGACUGUGGACGAUUUGCUUCACCAUAGCGCGGAGAGCCUCCUGCUGCGCUCAAUCCUGCGAAAGAUGCAGGGAGAAGACGACAGAAAUGAGGGACUUUCUUCUCAACCAGAAUGGGUGACAAAGCGGCAGCAUCCAGGCAAGAGGUACAGCGAUGAUUUGGAGAAGGAAGACGACGGUGAUGAAGGGUACUUGAUUGUUGAAAAGAGACAACAUCCGGGCAAACGCGAUGAACACAUGCACUCGCUCGUGGAGCUGCAAAAAAGGCAACACCCAGGGAGGCGCUCUACAACCGGACACCUUUCUGACUCCCCCGUCAUCGUCGUGGGUGAACUUUCCAAGCGGCAGCAUCCAGGCAAGCGCUACUUGGUGGUGCGCAGCCGGCGCCAGCACCCUGGUAAGAGGCAGGAAGAGGAAGGGGAGGAGGAGGAGUACCUCCCUGAGUUUGACAAGCGCCAGCACCCCGGGAAACGAUUUUGGGGUCAUUCGGAUCCAGAUUUGGUCACGGUCAGUCCAUGUGAAGACGUUUUGGACCCUAUGAGAUGUGCCAAGACGAAUCUGCUUCUCGAUUUUUUAGACAACGUCAGUGUGAAGCACACCGAGGAAAAGAGACAACACCCAGGAAAAAGUGUGAUGGAUCUAUCAUGGCAUCCUUUGCGCUUCCUGUGACACACUUCCACAACACUGGCAGCCCCAAUCAUGGCUUCGAGCUACCCAACCCCUUUUGAGGGCUCAGGUGAG
Dunckerocampus dactyliophorus (ringed pipefish) is the source of this 975-nucleotide messenger RNA. RefSeq names its product thyrotropin-releasing hormone (gene trh). Gene Ontology annotation, molecular function: thyrotropin-releasing hormone activity. The record is from RefSeq and is a predicted model, not a curated record. Gene Ontology annotation, cellular component: extracellular region. NCBI's taxonomy places the organism in Eukaryota, Metazoa, Chordata, Actinopteri, Syngnathiformes, Syngnathidae. Gene Ontology annotation, biological process: hormone-mediated signaling pathway. The transcript is spliced from 4 exons. Bases 133 to 903 code for a protein of 256 amino acids.